Clunio marinus is the source of this 3883-nucleotide messenger RNA. NCBI's taxonomy places the organism in Eukaryota, Metazoa, Arthropoda, Insecta, Diptera, Chironomidae. The record is from the annotation of a GenBank genome assembly.
AAAAAUUUUAGCACAAAGGAAAAAAUAAAAGCGUCUAUUAAAAAAUUUAAAAUCUUGCGUAUAAGGCUGAUAAAAAAGCCAUAGAUUAAUAACAAGUAAUCAUCACCAUAAUGGAAAAAAUAAAUUCAUUCCUCCAGUACAUAGAAAUAGAUAAUUUCAAGAGUUAUCGCGGUAAUAUAAAGAUCGGACCACUUAAACAAUUUUCAGCUGUUAUUGGACCUAAUGGAAGCGGUAAAUCAAACUUUAUGGACGCGAUUUCAUUCGUCAUGGGAGAAAAAACAAACUCACUAAGAGUGCGUAAACUCAGCGACUUGAUUCAUGGAGCUUCAAUUGGUCGCCCGAUUUCAAGACAUGCUUCGGUAACAGCGAGAUUUCUUCUCAAUGAUGGAAACAUGAUAAGCUUUCAAAGGAGCGUCUCUGGAUCUUCAUCUGAUUAUAAGAUCAAUGGACAAAGCGUUGGUAGUAACGCAUAUUUGUCUGAAUUGGAAAAGCUCGGAAUUAAUGUAAAAGCAAAAAACUUUUUAGUUUUUCAAGGUGCUGUUGAAAAUAUUGCGAUGAAGAAUGCGAAGGAACGAACUCAGUUGUUUGAAGAAAUUAGUGGAUCUGGACUAUUAAGAGAAGAAUACAACACACUCAAGCAAGAGAUGAUGAGCGCUGAAGAAGAAACACAAUUUACAUACCAGAAGAAAAAAGGAGUUGCAGCUGAAAGAAAAGAAGCAAAAUUAGAGAAACAAGAAGCUGAUCGAUAUGCUCGAUUACGUGAAGAAUACUCUGAGAAGCAGGUAAUCUAUCAAUUGUACAAACUGUACCACAAUGAGAAAGAGAUCCAGCGUCAUAUUGAUGAUUUAAAUGCUAAGCAAAAUGAGCACAAAAAGAUCGAAGACAGAAAAGGAAAUGCUGACGAGGUUUUACGGGAAAAAAAGAAAGACAGUGGAAAAAUUAGUCGAGAUCUUGCAAAGAUUGAACAAGAUAUUCGAGAAGCUGAAAGUGAAAUGAAUAAAAAGCAUCCACUUUAUAUAAAAGCAAAAGAGAAAGUUGCUCAUACCCAUAAAAAACUCGAUGGAGCUGUCAAGACUCUGGAGCAGGCAAAAAAAGCUGAUGAAGCUCAUCAAGCUGAUAUCAAGAAAUUGGAAGACGAACUCAAAAUAAUUAACGAAAAGAAGAAAAAAUUUGAAUCGGAGGUAGCUCUUGACUCCAAAAAACGUGGCAGUAACAUUCACUUAGAACAAGAUUUUUUGAAAGAAUAUGACAACUUGAAGCAACAAGCAGAUCUUAAAUCAGCAAAAUAUCUGGCAAAACUUGACUCCAUAAAUCGCGAGCAAAAAUCAGAUCAAGAUUUACUCGAUUCUGAAGUGAACAAGAAGACACAACUUGAAGAGACUUUUAAGAAGUACAGCAGUGAAAAGGAAGAAGCAAUCAAAAGAAAAGAAAAGCUUAUCGAACAUAUAAAAUCAAGUGAAGCUCAACUUGCUGAACAAAUGCGGAACAAAGAUGAGUUGAGUAAGGAUGUAGGAUCAUCACGCGAACGUCAACUUGAACUGCAACGUGAAAUUUUAGAUGUAAACGAUCAACUUGGGGACGCUAAGAAUGACAAACAUGAAGACGCUCGUCGUAAAAAGAAACAAGAAGUUGUGGAACUUUUUAAACGAGAAAUUCCUGGUGUUUAUGAUCGAAUGAUCAAUAUGUGUCAGCCAACAAACAAGCGAUAUAAUGUCGCUGUUACGAAAGUUCUGGGGAAAUACAUGGAAGCUAUUAUUGUUGACACAGAAAAAACAGCAAGGAAAUGUAUUCAAAUGUUAAAGGAUCAGAAACUUGAAGUGGAAACUUUUCUACCACUUGAUUAUCUUCAAGCCAAGCCUUUAAAGGAACGAUUGAGAAACAUUCAAAAUCCAAAGGGAGUUCACCUCAUUUACGACGUUCUUCGUUUUGAUCCUCCUGACAUUGAAAGAGCCGUUCUUUUUGCAACUAAUAAUGCACUUGUGUGUGAAACGCCAGAAGACGCAAUGAAAGUUGCCUAUGAAAUGGAUCGAAGUCGUUAUGAUGCACUUGCUCUUGACGGGACAUUCUAUCAGAAAUCUGGAAUUAUUUCUGGUGGAAGUCAUGAUUUAGCACGAAAAGCAAAACGAUGGGAUGAGAAACACAUGAAUACAUUGAAACUACAAAAAGAAAAACUGAAUGAAGAGUUGAAAGAAGUCACUAAGAAGACUCGAAAGCAAAGUGAACUUACAACAAUUGAAUCUCAGAUCAAAGGUAUUGAAAAUCGUUUAAAAUACAGUAAAAAUGAUUUGUCAGGAAGUGAGAAGAUUAUUCGCGAUUACGAUCGUAAGAUUGCCGAACUUCAAAAGGAUUUAGAUCUUAUUGGGCCGAAUGUAAGUGAAAUUGAACGCCGUAUGUUGAACCGUGACGCGAAAAUUCAGGAAAUCAAAGGGAAAAUGAACACUGUUGAAGAUGAAUAUUUCAAGGGAUUCUGUAAGAAAAUUGGUGUCGCCAAUAUUCGUCAGUACAUUGAUCGUGACUUGGUUUUACAACAAGAACGUGAAAAGAAAAUGGCAGAGUUUGUCCAACAAAUUGAUCGUAUUAAUACAAAUCUUGAUUUUGAACGAAGUAAAGACACAUCUAAAAAUGUAAUGAGAUGGGAGCGUGCAGUUCAAGACGAUGAAGAUUCCUUAGAGUCGUUGAAACAAGCUGAAAAGCGACAUCGAGAUGACAUUGAGAAAGAUAAGGAAAAGAUUGAAGCUCUGAAGUUGGAUCGGCAAAAUAAGAAGAAAAUGGUUGACGAAAUGGAAGAAGAAACAGCAAAAGCUCGACGUGAUGUCGCUUCACAUGCUAAGGAACUUGCAUCAAUCUCUCAUCAAAUCUCAUCAUUUGAAAACAAAAUCGAAACAAAACGAAAUGAACGUUUGAAUAUUCUUCGAUCAUGUAAAAUGGACGACAUUUCUGUUCCAAUGUUGAAAGGAGAUUUGGAUGAUAUACUUCAAGAGCAGGAGAGCGAUCAACCCUCAUCAGCAUCUAUAUCAACACAAAUGCAAUCGAAAGUAAAUGAAAUCCAAAUUGAUUAUCAUUCAUUACCUCGCAAUUUAAAAGAUAUUGACGAAGUAGAUCAAGUUAAGAAAGCUGGUGACAAUUUAAAUAAGGAACUUCAACAAAAACUUGAUACAUUGGAGAAAAUUCAAACACCAAAUAUGAAAGCGAUGCAGAAACUUGAUGCUGUUACUGAGAAGAUUCAAACAACAAAUGAAGAAUUUGAGAAUGCCAAACGUAAAGCUAAAAAAGCGAAAGCCUCUUUUGAGAAGGUAAAGAAUGAACGAAUUACUCGAUUCAACAAAUGCUUGAAUCAUAUCUCUGAAGCAAUUGACGGAAUUUACAAAGCAUUGUCACGUAAUGACGCUGCUCAAGCAUUUCUGAAUCCUGAUAAUCCAGAAGAAUCUUAUCUUGAUGGUAUUAACUAUAAUUGUGUCGCACCGGGUAAACGUUUUCAGCCAAUGAGCAAUCUUAGUGGCGGUGAGAAAACAAUUGCAGCCUUGGCUUUGCUUUUUGCCAUUCACAGCUAUCAGCCUGCACCCUUCUUUGUACUUGAUGAGAUUGAUGCUGCUUUGGACAAUACAAAUAUUGGAAAAGUUGCAAAAUACAUAAAAGAACAACACGACCUUCAGACAAUUGUCAUUUCAUUAAAAGAAGAAUUCUACGGUCAUGCAGAUAUUCUUAUAGGUAUCACACCCCAACCAGCUGAUUGUCUUGUAUCUCGUACUUUCCUCUAUGAUUUAAGUAACUUUGAAAGUAAUGAUUAGAAAUUUUAUUUUUUAAAUCGUUUUCAAGAAAACAACGCAUAAGAUAAAAAAUAAAUGAUUUUCUUUAUUUCAAACUUAUAAAAUAAUAUUGAAAA